This is a messenger RNA of Dunckerocampus dactyliophorus (ringed pipefish), 7093 nucleotides long. It is a transcript of the gene crlf3, whose product is annotated as cytokine receptor-like factor 3. Bases 163 to 1512 code for a protein of 449 amino acids. The transcript is spliced from 9 exons. The record is from RefSeq and is a predicted model, not a curated record. NCBI's taxonomy places the organism in Eukaryota, Metazoa, Chordata, Actinopteri, Syngnathiformes, Syngnathidae. Gene Ontology annotation, molecular function: protein binding.
AGUGGACUUGAGCUAAACUUCAAAUCCAUCCCACUAUCGGGGACUUGUGCUAAACUUCAAAUCUAUCCAGCUAUCGGUGCUGUGGUCAACCUACGUGCUCAAUCGGGACUUUGACAACCAAAUGAAGGACAGAAAACAUUAAAAGAGGCAGGAGGCGGGAGGAUGUCGGUGGAGGUGGACGUGUUGCUGCAGGAGGCCAAGGAGAGCAUCGAGGCAGCUCAGAACUAUCGCAGUGAGCUCCAGCAGCGCCUGCAUGGCCUCAACCAGGCCUGCAAACAGGUGCGUGGCAGCUCGGGUCAGGCCCGCGAGGCCCUCCGAAGGCACUUUGCAGAACUGCAGGCAGCGGCAACCCGUCUGCUGUCGGAGCGACUGAGCGCCCUGCUCUCCGAGGUGGAUGCCAUCGAGGCGGACAGCGUCAAGCCCCUGGACGACUGCCAGAGCCUCAUCGAGCACGGCGUGGGCCAGGCGGACGAGCUGCUCCGAGAGGGGGAGGCUGCGCUGCGCUGCGGUCUCGGGGAGAAAGAAGACAAACUGGGAAGCUUCACAAAGAAGGCCAUGCACAUCCAGUUGGACAGUCUCCCUGAGGUUCCGGCUCUGGUGGACGUUCCGUGUGUUUCCGCCCAGCUGGAUGACUCCCUGCUGGGCCUCCUGAGGGAGCGUGUGUCCCGCCAUGGCUCUGUGGCCUCCCACCCGCCCGUGCAGAUCGAGGAGCUGCAGGAGAGGCCGGGCAGCAUCCUGGUGCGCUGGUGCAAGGUGGAUGAGGACUUUGCUGCCGCUGACUAUCGGCUGCAGUACCGCCGAGCCGGCAGCGGUGGGGGCCAGUACGAGGACGCCUACAUCGGUCGGGAUUGUGACUUCCUGGUUCUCCACCUGGACGCACACACAGACUACUUGUUCAGGGUGUGCGCCCGCGGGGAGGGUCGCACCGAAUGGAGCCCCUGGAGCAUCCCGCAGACUGGAUACACAACCCUGGCGCCACACGAGUGGUGUCCCGGCAGUGAGGGCUACAUCCUGAGCAGCAGGAGGAACAUCGCCUUAAGGAAUGACUCCUUCCAAUCCGGCUGCCCCGUCCUCUACUCCAACGCACCCACCUACUUCUGUGGCCUCACCCUCACCUUCAAAAUUACUGCAGCAGGUCAGCCGGAUCGCAGGGACAGUCUGGGCGUGUGCGUGCAUGGAGGAAAAGGAGGAGGAGGAGGCAAACGGUCGCUUCAGAGAGACCAGGCUGUCUGCAUCUCCACCAACGGCGCUGUCUUCGUGAACGGCAAAGAGAUGACCAAUCAGCUUCCCGCCAUCAGCCUGGGCUCGGCCGUCACCUUCGACAUGGAAGUGGUGGGCGUGUUCCCAGUCAACAACAACAACGUGAGCGAGGGCGGGGGCUUCAAGCUGAGAGUGACCAUCGGCUCAGGAAACAGGGAGGUUGUGUUUGAUUGGCUGCUGGAGCAGGCGGUGGACGGCCUCUUCUUCGGGUGCGCCUUCGUCCACACAGGAUGGAAAGUGCUGGUCUUUUAACGGAGCUGCAUCCUUUUUGUCUUUGUACUUUUUAACAACCUGAUGCCACAAACUUCAAAUGUUAAUGAAGGGUAAAAGGUGCUCCUUCGUUUCCUCUGCGGCCCCUCCACCCCACGUGACAUCUCCCUCCUCCUCCGUUUUUUUUUUGACUGAUGCUUGUUAGCUGAUUUGAACUAAUUCACUGACCUUCCUUCAAUGUUGUCUCUACCCGUUUCCAGUUUGGAGGGCCGCGGGAGGACACAAGGGUGACAAACUCGUGAAUGACAAUCACUUAUAGCUUUUAAAGGAUUUUUACGUGAAGCAGGAAAACCUCACAAACCUGCUGGACAUUCAUGUUUUUUAACCCCCCCACUACCACCACCAUGACCAGGAACACUGUGAAAGACGCUUCCUUUUUGUCCUCCUCACUCACAUCCUUUAGUAGACCAUCCGCAGUUCCUCCGCCAUCCUUCAAAGCACCUCCGUCAGACGUCAGACCUCGUUCAGACAUGUAACACCAACUAGGAUCAGUUUCCUGGUCAUGUUUCCACUAAGUGCUCCAACAGAGUGGAAGCUGCCAACGAAUUCAGCAAAGAGGAGGAAGGCACCACAGUAAGCAAAGACAACAAUGGAGGACAUGUUGGUCUUCCAGUUGGGGAAGUGUCUGUCCAUCAAUCAACACACUGCUCUGUUACCCCUUUUCCACUGCGGCCAACCUUGGUGCUGUUGCAGAUGUAGUUCAAAGCUGGAGUUGAACCAGCGUUGGACGUGAACGGGCUCUACACCAGAUUCAUUUCACAUCGUCCUGGGGAGCCGUGUCAUUGCGUCAUAAGGGUUAUGCCUCCGAUCAGGAAAUAACAAAAGGGAGAUCAGCGUGAGUAACACAAUUUAAAUAACGUCAAACGUCCAAUCACUUGCCUGGGCCGUGUAUUUCGAUGCUUACUCACCUUCCAUCAGAAUUUGACAAACCACCAUCAACAAUUUAAAAAUACUUACUUUUGAGUAAUAUUCAAGUAAAGAAUAACUGUUUAUGAGAGACUACAGUAUUGGCUCUUGAAUGCUACCAUAAAGCAGUGACCAAACAUAGCUCGGUCAUGGAGAUGAAACACUUCCAAAGUAAAAUACAAUACGCAAUUGUGUGCUAGAAAUAGCCGUAAAAAACAUCAUCUAAAUGUAAUAUUAGUGUGGAUUGAAAGAAUAAACCGAGAUAGGGAUUUAUGUUUAUAUUUGUGUGUGUGUGUGGGGUGGGGGGGGGGAACACUCCUUCAUAAAAGAUGGCGAUUUAAUAUUAAGAAAUGUGCCAACCAAGAACCAGAGUUGGCCGCCGAAGACCAGGUUGCCCGGGUGCCCGCCCUCCGGCAUGUGUCAACCUCCAUCCCUUUACGUACGCCACCCCUGUCAUUGGUACCGCAAAAUCCUGUAACCAUGGUGACCAUCCCUGCUCUGAGUAUGCAGACUUUUAAAGUCCUCCGUGAAUGCAGAGUAUUUAUCCUCAGUCCAACAGCAGGCUUCAGUCCUGCAGGACGGUGAAAAGGUCCACUUGACGGUACAGAGUUCUCCGCCGCCGACAACCUCACUGUGUGGUCUUUACUGUCUUAAUGUUAAUGUCUGUCAAAUGUUAGUGUUAUUGUUGGGCCAUGUUGCCAACAUGGAGGUUUUAUGCAACAGGAAGUUGACUUGAUUCACCAACCAAGGCUACUUCAUGAGCUAACGUUAACUGAAACGAGUCUUCCGCUUUAUUUUGUGGCCGUCACCAUGGAAACAAUAUACUAUGAUGAAUUUUUCUAAAGGCUGCGUGUCACUGAGCUCUCUAGAAACAGGUCUGUCUGUAUAAAUAAUAAAAUUGACAAGGUCGUCUUUGCCUUACAAACUAGUACAUUUUCACAACCACCCGAAAAUUUUAUUGGGAGAAAAGUCAUAGUUGUUCUUGAACCAACAAUGGAUGUAUUUAUAAUAAGAUGAAGAAUUUUACAGUUGUAAUCUGUGCUAUGUGACCGUCUGUAUUGCUUGCUAAUGUCAAAAGGCAACAAGGGCAUGUUGUGUAUAAUCUCAGAUGCAAUUGUUCGCCAGUGUGUGGUGAAACAAAGACACAUUUUGGCUUAGUUUGCUUAAAAGCCACCAUCUUUAAAAGGUAACAAAUGUGCUCAUUUUAAUAGAAAACCACUUGAAGUUUACACGCUGGUUUAACAGUUUUCUUCACAUUGCUGCUGUCAACUUGUGCAAAAAUCCUGCUGGUCUUAUGUGAAGGAACAGAUGAACUUUCAUCAAAUCAAAAAAAAAAGUGCUCAGCACACACUUCUGGGUUCUGAACACCCGAGGUGAAGCCUUUCAAAGAGUCCAACUGAUCAGUUCUGAUUCGUACUCCAUUGGCCCUCAGUGGUCACGUGCACAUGACGACAUAAACCGAGGAACCAAAGCAAGCUGUCAACGUACAGAAGUAUCCUGGCAAGGUUCACAAUUCCACACAGCUAAAUUCCAAAGCUAACUCAACCACGCUUACUUACAAUAUGAAAGGAAAGACUAAAAGGUAAAUGGUGACCGGGCCACAGAGUGAGUGGAUGUACUCUCUGGACUUUUAUGCGAGUUUGAGAGGGUGGCACAUCAAGGCCUUGAGAUCAAUCACAAAGUAACGCCACCCUAGGUCACGCCUGCUUUGUCCUGUUUUUCAUGUCAAGGUGAAAUUAAAUGAUUAGAAACUAGUGAUUACUUGACACUUCUAUUUAAAAGCACCUUUUUGUUUUCACGCAGCGAGGUUGCCCCCUGCUGGCCUCUGGAAAUAAUGCAACUUUGAAAAGGCACUUCUGCAUUGGCUAAACUCCUACCAGGAAGGUACAUCCGCUUCUUUCAUUUACUUUGCGAAUUAAUUGACUUCCUUCUGGCUGAAAAUAUCCCACAAGUCGGGAGUGUUGAUUGUAUGAUGAAAGAGUGGACUUCAAUGCGUUCCCAUGUCAAUAAAAUAAGAUCGAAGGCAGCACCGGCUCAGAACUUGGUGAUCCAAAGAAGAACGCUGCUCACAUUUUGCAGUUCAGUAGAUAUAAAAAAAAACAAUCAUUCCAGAGCUAGCAAAAGAAGAAAACCGAGCACCACUGGAGAGGUUCUGUCCCAAUGUGCUGAUGAGUCCUGACAAGAAGACGACCUCUGAGGAACGGUUCAAAGAUAACAAAUAGGAAAACAUGAUGUUCUGGUGUCUUUAAGCCCAAAAUAUCCCAAGUCCAGUUUGGUGCUCUGUGAUGCUUUCUGGUGGACCCGCUGUCGUUGGUCAGUUUCAUGCAGAGUUCUGAUGCUUGCUGCUUUCCUGACACCUACUGACGGCUUUACACUGAGAGGACUCAUGAUCCGGGUCCAGCUCAGGCUGGGACUCCACCGCUGUUUCCCAGUCCUCCUCUUCCUCAUCCUCUUCCUCACCAUCAUGGUUCUCCACAUUGUGGCUCUGGGAGGCCUGGUUCUGCAGGAGGCGUAAUCGGGCCAUGGCGCGGUCGAUGGUGAGCGUGGUGACCAGGUUGAAGUCGUGCAUGCUGAUCAGGUGCAGGAGGAAGUUGCGACACAGGUUGCGCUUUAUGAUGUGGGCGCUGUGCAGCUCGGUGAAGAGCAAGCAGGCCUCGUUCAUCUGGUGGUCCGCGAUGAAGCUGCCGGCCAAUCAAAACACCACGUUGUGACCGUGCUCAGGAGACCCCCGUCAAGUGACGCGCAAAGCAGCAGUAUACUAACCCGUGUUUCAUGACGUGAAGGUUCCACAGCUUCAUGAUCUCCUUUUCGCCCUCGUUCACGUCGGUGAAAUCCUCAAUUUGCUGGAAGCACACAUGUCAGACCAACUAAGUGGAGAAAGUGUGGACUAAGGAGCAGCAUGAUUAAUCACAAUUGUUGAAGUUAUGCCACACUAGUGGCAAUGUCUAAAAAUGGAAGCAAUAGCUGGUAAUACCCAGCAGAGGGCGCAAUUACUCCACCAACAACUCUGCCUUGGAAGAUGUAACAUGAAGACAGGAAAGUCUGCAGUAAGACUAUUUCCAGCUAAAAGACGUUUAUGUGACAGGAGACACUAACUGACCUUGGCAGUCUUCUCUUUGAGCCAGUCCGGGUCUCGCUCGUCUUCGCUGUCCACUUCCAUCUCCUGAGGCCGCAGCGGCACGCAGCUGUCACUGUGGAAGUACAGGCGGUUGUGUCCGCUGAUGUAUGUCCUCUGCUGCUCUCGGUCGCCAUCCUCAGACUCCAGGAACUCGGACAGACUCAGCUUGGUCCGCUUGGGUCUGGAUUGAUGCGAGGAGAGUGGGUUAGCGCCACGUACACGCCACGAGGAGAGGAGUUGUGAAUGGGCUACCUGCAGACCAGCACGUGAGAGACCGCCGUCCUUUUGACGGGCCCGUUCCUGCUGAAGGCGAAGCCCGGCUGGUUGUGGACGUCUUGAGGGUUCCCGGAGUACGAACCAUCGUAACACUCGUUGAUGGACACCUCGAUCUUUGCUCCUUUAGGGUGAGGCUGACAAAACAACGACGAGUCAGCCACAGGGGGUCACAUGACGACGUCGUUCCAAGGUGUGGUCUUACUGACCACGUAGUUGAAGAUGAAGCGCGAGUGGGACAGCUUGAGGUGUUUGAGCAGACUAUAGAGCUUCCUGCAGUUGAGCGUGCACCAAGGACAGUGAAGGUCGUCUCUGGCCUCCGUCUGCUGACGAGUAUUGUUGUUGUACUGGAACUGCAACAUACAAAACAUGUAGGGCGAUGCAGUUUCACUCUAGUCCUGUAGGUGGCAGUAAUGACCCAAAUGGCACACUGAUCCUAUUCAAUAAUGCCAACAUGAUAUGUGUUGGUGGAGGUAAUUCAGCUCUUCUGUCAGAAAGUCCAACCUGGUAGAAGAUCCUCAGUUUCUGUGGUGGUUCUGCUGCAAUGUGGUCUCUCCUGGUUUGGACUUUGUCACUGUUGACGGAUUCCUUCACAGCUGCAUGCAAACACAUCCCGUCAGUCCAGCUCAUCCCUCUCCUUUUUAUGUCCUUACACCGACCACACCCACCUCGCUCACCGGGGGCGUGCGCGGCCCGCAGCGUGCCGGGCCUGCUCUCGUUGUUGGCGUCAGAGUUCCGGGUGGCCAGAGGUUUGGCGACGGGAGCGGUGGAGCGCUCGGAGGCGUCGCUGGUCCAGCGCAGGGUGAAGUGCAGCGUGGGGCCCUGGGAGAAGGUCUCUAAUGGGGGCAGGUGCUGAAAGAACACUUCUGUUAGCGCUGAGCUCGUCUUAGCACAACUCGCACCAUCGCACCUUUCCGUCUAGGAUGGUCUCCCAGGUGGCCCUCUUGUUGUUGACGGGACACUCCUCCAUCUCUUGCAUGGACACCUCAUACUCGCCGUCCAGCAGCUGCAGACGUCUGCACCGGAGAACAUCUGUCUCACUUUCUUACUGAGCUUAGAACACUUUAUUUGUACCUUUUGUGUCUGCAUCACCUGUUUUUAUCAAAGACAGUCAUCUGAGCCACUAGCGUGCUUUCUCCAUCCUCCCUCAGAGGGGAGCUCCGCCUCUUCCUGUCCAUGUCCUCAGUCAAGUCUGGAUAGGGACAUGUCAAAUUCAUUAGUGAUGAGCCGCCAAAAAUAAAUGAAUGUACAAGAAACACUGGUUUC